Messenger RNA from Prunus dulcis (almond), 2959 nucleotides. RefSeq lists its product as uncharacterized. Gene Ontology annotation, cellular component: cytoplasm. The record is from RefSeq and is a predicted model, not a curated record. Lineage: Eukaryota; Viridiplantae; Streptophyta; Magnoliopsida; Rosales; Rosaceae. Gene Ontology annotation, molecular function: protein kinase binding. The transcript has 5 exons. The coding region runs from base 717 to 2771 and encodes 684 amino acids.
UUCUUGUGCGGCUCUUCUAUAUCUUCUAAAUCUCUCCAUCUCCUCUUGCCUAUUUCUAGUGUUUUCUAGGCUGUGGCUUAAUUAGUCCACAACCACAACCACCGCUCAAACGAGAGUUUCAAGCCGUUUUUUCAGGUUGGAAGGAGCCCAAGACCUUUCUUUCUUCUCAUUCAAAAAGAAGCUUCAACGCCUGUAAGGCACCAGGAGAGAGGACGAGAGUCAGAAAACUUUCGUCCAGUGGGGAGUGUGGAGAGUAAAUGCGCUCGUCCAUCACCUCCGCCACCCUCCCUCUCUCUUUCACAUUGUGAAGUUAGAUAGAGGCUCGAAACUGGUUGCUUUGGGAAAUUAAAGCAAUUCUGGCAGAGAAGGUUUUUGAACAAACAAAUUUUCCCAAAGCUUCCAGAGAGGAGCUGCAGCAUAUAAAACUCUGGCCGACGAUUCAGACAAGUUUUCUCGAGCCGGAGCAGGUGUUGGCCCUCAGUUUUCUGGUCAUCAACCCUGUUUCGGGUGGCCUCAGUCACUGAUUUGGUGCCUUCCUGUUGAUUAUGGUUAAACACUUGGUCCAACUAACAUCAGUGUAAAGCCUCAACAACCAGACUUUUGGAAUUUGAAUGUGAGCUCAGUUUUGAAGAAAACAGCAGGCAAAACCAGAUUGAAAUACAAGCGUUUUUGGGUUUCGGUGCAUUUUUUAGGAUUCAGAGUUUAUUGUAUCAAAAAUGACAAAAUUCAGUUGCUUCUCUGUGAUAGUUAGGCGGAAGAAGAAGGUUCAGAGAGAUUAUGAAUCUGCAAGACCUGUUGAAGUGGACAAGGCAAUUAGAACCCUGCAAGUCAGGCUUCAACAACAGCCAGUGAAACAUUUGGAGAUUGAUGGGACCUUGAAGCCAGCAACUUUAGGAGUCUUGAUACCUUAUGGUGUUGAGAAGAAGUACACUACCCCUAGUGGCAAGGCAAGGAGCCCUUACAGUCCUAUUGGGUUUGUUGAAGCAGCAUUCUAUGAAGGGGAAGAUGAGCAUGAAGGGAACCCCUUAGAGAGGGAAAACUGUUGUAAUGAUUGCUCUCAUCUGCAAACCCCUGAAGCCAAUUCAGGUGAAGUGACUCCAUCAGGGAAGAUGGAUUUAUCUGAAUCUGAUUCAGGUGAUAGGGGUGUUGAUAGGAUUCAAAGUGGGCAUCUUAGUGAUCCGGGCAUAGGGAAGGCAGAGUUUUGGGCAUCACCAAAGCUUACCAGGUCAUGCUCUAAUUUGGAAACUCAUCAUACGGAUGUGGUUAAGAAGAUGUCAUCUAAGUUGCCUGCUUCGAAGAGUCAGUAUUUUGAAGAAUUACAUGAAUUGGCAGACAGUGUGACGAAGUAUGUUGAUCCUGGCAGCCCCGGUUCUGUGUUAACCCACUUCACUGCUGAUAAAGUGAUGCUGAAGAAGCAUUCUUCAAGCCAAGUUCUUCCUUCUAGAAGUAGAAAGUUGUGGUGGAAGUUGUUCCUUUGGAGCCACAGGAACCUGCACAAAACAAGGACUGCAAAACAAAAAACGCCUAGCCCCAUUUCUUUGAACAAGCAAGGAGGGUACUCUUCGGAUACACUCGAACCAAACCGGGCUAUGCAGUUUGUCAAGAUGGAAUCACCUCUGUCUUGUACUGGAGAAUCAUUGAACAAGGGGAAGAAUAUUGCAGAUGACAACAAGAGCUGGGAUGGUUUUAACGUUGGAGGCUCUGCUUUAUGGCCUCAGAACCAAUGGGUUGCUUUCUCAGCAGAUACAUCCUCAUCUACAAGAGUGCAAGAGUGGGUGAAAGAUCUCAAAAUGCAACCCUCGGAAAAUAAUGAAUAUGACUACGAGGGACUCAUCACCCCACCGACCCCGCCCACUCCUGAGACUCCUCAAUCUCCGGUGAGUCCUGAGACUACUAGAUCAAAAAGCGCAACUUACUUUAGUCGAGGUCUUGACGAGGAUACUUUACAUGCUAAUACUGUGAUCCAGACUCUAAAUUCUUCUACAACUGUGGCUCACAUAUCUGGUAUGGGAUUGAAAGCUAUCCCCAACAUUUCAUGCUUAGGCAGUCUUCGAUCUAUCAACUUGUCAAACAACUUCCUAGCCCACAUCACUCCAGGAUCGCUGCCGAAGAGCCUUCACACGCUCAACUUGUCGAAGAACAAAAUCAGCACCAUUGAAGGACUAAGAGACUUAACUCGAUUGCGUGUACUUGAUGUCAGUUACAACCGCAUUUCUAGAGUUGGACGUGGGUUAUCAAGCUGCACUCUAAUCAAGGAGCUCUAUCUCACUGGGAACAAGAUCAGUGAUGUCGAGGGUCUACAUAGGCUACUGAAGUUAACAGUUCUGGACCUGAGCUUCAACAAGAUAACAACAACAAAGGCAAUGGGACAGAUGGUGGCUAACUACAACUCACUGCAGGCUCUGAAUCUGUUAGGGAAUCCAAUCCAGAACAACAUCAGUGAUGAGCAGCUGCGCAAGGCAGUUUGCAGUUUCCUCCCGAAGCUAAUGUACCUGAACAAGCAGUCCAUCAAACCACAAAGAGCAAGAGAGGUACUCACAAACAGUGUAGCCAAAGCUGCAUUAGGGAACAAAGGAUGGAGCCCUCGUAGAAAAGAUGGCAAGAGGCUUAACCAAAAACGUGCCUCGUUAAAAAAGCCUAAUAACAUAUCACCAAGAAAAACUUCAUCACUUCCCAUCCAUGGGCACAAGAGCGGUGCAAGUGAUGUACAGAAAAACAUACGCAAGUCCAAGAGCAUAUCCAUAGCUGCACUCCCCUCUUCAUCCCAUUAGAUGCUUUUUCCAUGUUAGCGGGCCUUCCCAAAAUUUUGACACAAAAUUUGUAGGGGGUGUCUCUCCCUUCUCUGUUGUUUUCAGAGUCUCUUCAAAGUCUGUAGGGCUACAAAGACCUGGUAGUUUUCAUGUCAGUUUUCCAUCGGUUAUUAUAUAUAUGCAGGCUGCAUUUUUGCUAUAUUUGCUAA